This is a messenger RNA of Dreissena polymorpha, 543 nucleotides long. RefSeq lists its product as uncharacterized. The record is from RefSeq and is a predicted model, not a curated record. Bases 1 to 543 code for a protein of 180 amino acids. Lineage: Eukaryota; Metazoa; Mollusca; Bivalvia; Myida; Dreissenidae. The transcript has 5 exons. Gene Ontology annotation, cellular component: membrane.
AUGGAGGGUAAUGGGCUUCUGUCCCUGUUCACCAGUAAUGGGCUUCUGUCCCUGUUCACCAGUAAUGGGCUUCUGUCCCUGUUCACCGGUAAUGGGCUUCUGUCCCUGUUCACAGGUUAUGGGCUUAUGUCCCUGUUCACCGCGGUUACCCCGCAAAGUCAGGAAGGUCACGGCUAUGACCAGAGGUAUCACCCCAACUAUGCACCUGUAGGAAGUGUGAUCCAAUCUUCAAGUUCGGUUGUGGUCGUUAACCAGCCGGCGCAGAACACGAUGUGCGUGAUGCAGCCGAGGCCGCCGGAUUAUACUGGUUUGGCAUUUUUUUCUUGCCUCUGCUGUGCCUGGCCAUUAGGUCUGGUGGCCAUCAUCCUUGCGAUCCAGGCGAAAUCAUUGGCUUACAAUGGUCACUACAAUGAUGCCAAGAGAAGGUCGAAUGUCGCACUUGGAUUCAUCAUUGCAAGCGUCAUAGUAUGCAUCGCUUGCAUCGUAGCUGUGGUAACCGUUGUACUCUGUACAGGAAUCAUUCAAAGUGAUGAGCAUGCAUAA